This is a messenger RNA of Panicum virgatum (switchgrass), 588 nucleotides long. Its product is annotated as ethylene-responsive transcription factor ERF015-like. Gene Ontology annotation, molecular function: DNA binding; DNA-binding transcription factor activity. Lineage: Eukaryota; Viridiplantae; Streptophyta; Magnoliopsida; Poales; Poaceae. The transcript has a single exon. The record is from RefSeq and is a predicted model, not a curated record. Gene Ontology annotation, biological process: regulation of DNA-templated transcription. Bases 1 to 588 code for a protein of 195 amino acids.
AUGGUGCGGCCCAAUAACAACGCGCCGCCGCCGCCGCCGGGAGAGAGGAGGAGGCGUUCGUACAAGGGCGUGCGGCUGCGUAAGUGGGGCCGAUGGGUGUCGGAGAUCCGCCUGCCCAACAGCCGCGAGCGGAUCUGGCUCGGCUCCUACGACGCGCCGGAGAUGGCGGCGCGGGCCUUCGACGCGGCGUACCUCUGCCUCCGCGGGCCCGGCGGCGCGGCCGGGCUCAACUUCCCGGGCUCCCCGCCCGACGUCGGCCGCACCAGCGACCCCGACGAGGUGUACAGGGCUGCAGUGUCCCACGCCAACCGGGCCGCCGCCGCCGAUCAGCCGCCGCCGGCCCCGCUAGCCCCGCCCCCGCUGCAGGUGCCGACCCCGAGCUCCGACUGGUCGCAGCUGCUGCCGGCCAACCUGCCGCCGCUCUUCUCUCCGACUUACGCGGAGAGCCAUGCGCACCUCCUGCCGGUGUCGCCGACGGCGGCGGACGACGUCGACAUGGACGGGAUCGGAAGUGUCUCAUGGCCGGGGCUCUGGAGCUUCGAUCCUAGCGGGGCUCCCGUCACUGAUGAUGAUCACGUUGACAUUUGA